Zophobas morio is the source of this 1004-nucleotide messenger RNA. Its product is annotated as WAG22 antigen-like. The transcript has 4 exons. Lineage: Eukaryota; Metazoa; Arthropoda; Insecta; Coleoptera; Tenebrionidae. The record is from RefSeq and is a predicted model, not a curated record. Gene Ontology annotation, cellular component: extracellular matrix.
UAGUACCAGCAUCAGUACUGUUCACUCAUUACAACCAACAUGAAUUCUCUCAUUGUAAGCGUAGUACUUUUUGCUGUGGCGGUCGUCGCUACCCAUCACCACGAAGAUAAUGGUCCGGCGUACUACAAGUUCGAGUACGGGGUUGAGGAUCCUCACACUGGUGAUAAGAAGUCGCAGCACGAACAUGCCCAUGGAAAGGAAGUCAAUGGAGGGUACACUCUGAAGGAAGCUGACGGUACUACUCGCAUUGUCAAGUACCACGCUGGUCCCCACAGUGGAUUUAACGCCGUUGUGGAAAGAGUAGGGCAUGCCCAACAUCCCGCUCACUAUGGACAUGGGGGACAUGGAGGGCACGGAGGACACGGUGGUACCAGCUUCGUUGGGGUCACUCAUUACGGAUAUGGUCACUAAUUUUCUAAAAUAAAUGUUGUUGUUUAAUUAAACUUGAUUUUUAUUUGCGGGACUAAAAAUAUUUUCGUAGUUGCACUUUUACUCGCCAUCGCCGCCUCUGCUCUCGCCGGUGGCCACCACCACGGUGAAGAAAGCCACGGGCCAGCUCCGUACCACUUCGAGUACGGCGUCCACGACCCCCACACCGGUGACGUAAAGUCGCAGCACGAGCACAGCGAUGGUAAAAAUGUGGUGGGUGGGUACACUUUGAAGGAAGCUGAUGGUACCACCAGAGUGGUCAAGUACCACGCUGAUCCUCAUGGAGGGUUCAACGCGGUGGUGGAGAGAAUCGGACACGCACAGCACCCUGCACAUUAUGGACAUGGGGGACACGGGGGUGCGGGAGGCCAUGGGGGUCAUGGGGGCGCUGGUGGUCAUGGGGGAGCUGGAGGCCACGGAGGACACGGGGGUGCUGGCGGUCAUGGCGGAGCCGGCGGCCACGGUGGUACCAGCUACGUUGGUACUACGCACUUCGGAUAUAAACACUAAGGAAACCAAAGAUGAUUUUGUUGAGUUUUUGUAUUUUUAUCUACUUUAAUAAAGCAUCAAAUAAG